GUGUGGGCAAGACGGCCAGAGUUCAGUCUAGCGGUCUAGGAAGCCGCGGUGGGUCACCCAGCAGGGAGCAACUGCCCGGCCUUAGCUGGAUCUCAGAGAACCGGGCUCGGGCGCUGACAGGAUGCCUUUGUUCGCGGCCAAUCCCUUUGAGCAAGACGUGGAAAAAGCCACAAAUGAGUACAACACCACGGAAGAUUGGAGUCUUAUUAUGGACAUAUGUGACAAAGUUGGAACCACUCCUAAUGGAGCAAAGGAUUGCCUAAAAGCCAUCAUGAAAAGGGUAAAUCAUAAGGUUCCUCAUGUUGCUCUGCAGGCAUUAACUCUUCUUGGGGCUUGUGUGGCAAACUGUGGAAAGAUAUUUCAUUUAGAAGUGUGUUCCCGUGAUUUUGCAACAGAAGUACGUGCUGUGAUAAAAAAUAAGGCUCAUCCUAAAGUAUGUGAAAAACUGAAAUCUUUAAUGGUGGAAUGGUCAGAAGAAUUUCAGAAGGAUCCCCAGUUUAGUCUCAUAUCUGCAACUAUUAAAUCUAUGAAAGAAGAAGGAAUUACUUUUCCUUCGGCAGGUUCUCAGACUGUCUCAGCUGCUGCCAAGAAUGGAACAUCAUUGAACAAAAACAAAGAAGAUGAAGACAUAGCUAAAGCUAUUGAAUUAUCUUUGCAAGAGCAGAAACAACAACACACAGAGACAAAAUCUUUAUAUCCAUCUGCAGAAAUUCAGUUAAAUAAUAAGGUUGCACAAAAAGUGAGAGCUUUAUACGAUUUUGAAGCUGUUGAGGACAAUGAACUCACCUUUAAACAUGGUGAAAUCAUUAUUGUUUUGGAUGACAGUGAUGCCAAUUGGUGGAAAGGAGAAAAUCACAGAGGAAUAGGUCUUUUCCCAUCUAAUUUUGUAACAACUAAUUUAAACAUGGAGUCUGAGGCAGCUGUGGACAAAUUGAAUGUAAUUGAUGAUGAUGUGGAGGAAAUUAAGAAAUCAGAGCCCGAGCCUAUUUAUAUUGAUGAGGAUAAGAUGGAUAGAGCCCUGCAGGUACUCCAAAGUAUAGAUCCAGCAGAUUCAAAACCAGAUUCCCAAGACCUUUUGGAUUUGGAAGAUAUCUGUCAACAGAUGGGUCCAAUGAUAGAUGAAAAACUUGAAGAGAUUGAUAGGAAGCAUUCAGAAUUGUCUGAAUUGAAUGUAAAAGUCCUGGAAGCUCUGGAACUAUAUAACAGAUUGGUGAAUGAAGCACCAAUAUAUUCAGUCUAUUCAAAACUUCAUCCUCCAGCACAUUAUCCAUCUACAUCUGCUGGGGUUCCAGUGCAGACUUAUCCAGUUCAAUCACAUGGUGGAAACUACGUAGGUCAAAACAUUCACCAAGUAACUGGUGAAAACUACAGCCUAGGAACAGAUCAUAUUGGUUCGCUGAGAUCUCUGCCUCCAAGUGCAAAUUCCUCAGUAACAACACAGCCUGCUCAAACUCCAUAUUUAAGCACUGGACAAGACACUAUUUCCAGUCCUCCUUAUAUGAACCAGAACUCUAAUCUUCAGUCAGCUACUGGUACAGCUGCUUACUCACAGCAGAUGGGGAUGUCUGUGGAUAUGUCAUCUUACCAGAACACUACUUCCAAUAUGCCGCACCUGGCAGGCUUUCCCAUGGCAGUCCCAACUCAGUCGGUUGCACAGCAGCAAACAAACUAUCAUCAGCAACCUCUCCUUUAGAGAAAAACCAAGCAUUUUUGUGGAAACCUUCAUAAGUGUCACUUGUGAUUCUAAUCUGAAAAUAUUAAAAGGAAACUUUUUCCCUCUGAACUCAAAAGGACCAUGAGUAAAUAAAAGCACAAAACCUAACUUACUCUAAAGGCCAUAAAAGUUUUUUUCAGACCAGUUUGUUUGAAGUCAGAGGCAGCUUAAAGAUGCUCCCAGUUAGUUUUGUCAUACUUUCAAAUGUCUUUCCGUGAAUCUGGACACCCAAUAAGUAGCUUUAUGACACUAAACAGUAUGAGAUAGAAGUGUAAAAAUUUUACUUUAAAGAAACCAUUGUUACCAUUGUUUAUCCCGAAAAAUGUCUUAAUGAGAGAAUUGAAGACCUUUAAAUAUUUUUUGUCUGCAUUUUUUUUUUUUUUUUUUUUUUACCAUUUCCCACACACUGUUGUAUUAAAAGGCGAGGGAACAUCUUUUUUUGUAUAAGCAUUUCGUUUGCCAACAUGCUUCCUUUUGGCUCCUUAAAUUGCAGUUGUGUUUGCAGUACUGUCAGUUUUACUCUCAGUGUUAUGUUGAGUAAUAAUUAGCAUAUAAUUGUCUACAGAAACAAGAGCGAUUUGGAAGGAACAAAAAUGUUUUCUGUUAUUAAUAGCAAAAAACAUGUAAAUGCAGAUGUGUGAGAAAGCACUUAGCCAUUUCCCUACUCAUGCCCAUAGUGGGCUAAAGAAUUUCCAUUCCCUGAGGAAAAACAUUUUCUUCUCUACAAGCAUCUUUAUAUUUAAAAUUGUCACUAAUGACCCUAUCAAAUCACUUUGGUCAUUGUCUGAUGCAAUAUGAUCCAUUUAUUUUACUUCCUGUGUUGUGAUAUGCAGAGAUUCUGCGUUUCUUUUUUAUGGAUUAUACCUGACUUUGAGCCAUGAGACAUACCUAAUAAUUUGAUGUGAUAUAAACCAAGCAUGGAUGAUAAGUGAGUUUUUAUUGAAGUCUUGUUAUUGUAAAAGAAGUGAUUCAAAUACCACUGCUAAGAUGUUAUCGUGCCAAGCUAUUGAAAAAUAUCAUCUCCUUUCACAAGUAAUUCUGAACCUUUGGAAUAAUAGCAGGUGAUGAUUUGAUAGAAGGCAAUGGAUUGAUAGACAGUUCAGUCAGUUUUUCUGAAGCCCAUGUUUUAAAAAUUAGUUUAUAGCUAAUAGAUUCCACAUACUGUAGAAGUUGGUAGAAAACCAAUAAGGAUUAUUUUCUCUCUUCAAAAUUUGCACACUACUUUUUUAUCUACCAACUUUUUACAUAGUAUAAUAUUGAAAAUGCAUAUACUUAUAGAUAAAUGAUAUUUAGACUGGGAAAAAUAAUGGACAUAAGUUGAAUAUUUAAAAAGUUAAAACUUUUUUGCAUGGAUUCUAGAUUUCUAUAUUGGUUUUUUAAAGAAAAUAAUCUUUCUAAUAAGAAUCCAUUUGAAAACAGACUACAAAUUUUGUCAUUUAUCUAUUUACAGGAAUUUUAUUGUAAGGAUAUACCUUUUUCGAAGAUACUUUGUUCCAGAACAAAAUACUGUAUAUAAUACUUGGUCUAUAUUUUAAAAGGAAAACAAGCAGUAUUUGAAAACUUAGUUUUUGUUGUAUUAUUUCUAAUCAGGUAUCAAAAGGAAGUUUUAACCUUCCACACCAUUUUUACUUUUUCAUUUAGUAUUUUCCUUUCAGAUAAACUCAGCUAUAUACUUAUAAAAAAUAUUCUAAAAUGGCACCUUGCUUUUUUAAAUUACUUUUUUAGUUGUAGAUGGA
This is a messenger RNA of Urocitellus parryii (Arctic ground squirrel), 3450 nucleotides long. RefSeq names its product signal transducing adaptor molecule 2 (gene Stam2). The record is from RefSeq and is a predicted model, not a curated record. Gene Ontology annotation, biological process: signal transduction. Gene Ontology annotation, molecular function: phosphatidylinositol binding; ubiquitin binding. NCBI's taxonomy places the organism in Eukaryota, Metazoa, Chordata, Mammalia, Rodentia, Sciuridae. Gene Ontology annotation, cellular component: endocytic vesicle.